Molecule: messenger RNA, 548 nt
Organism: Paramecium octaurelia
Lineage: Eukaryota; Ciliophora; Oligohymenophorea; Peniculida; Parameciidae
Source: the annotation of a GenBank genome assembly
AUGUUUUUGAAAAAUUUUUCAAUUUUUUGUGGCUUAAUUCAUGAAAAACACAAUUUACAAGGAAGUAAGGCUAAUAAAGGCAAAGAAGAAAAUAUUUCUAUAAAGGUUAUGACCUCUUAAAUUUGUUUUAAUAGGGAUAUAAAAGGCUAUUAUUUAUAUCAAGAAAUCAAUUUACAGAUGCCUUCUCCCUUCUAAGAAGUUAAUCUAGCAUUUUAUAUUAUAGAAGUCCUUAAAAUUUAAAUUUCUUCUUAAAAUUUAUCAAUUGCUCAAAAGUGAAGAAAAGAGCCUCUAAAUCAUGAAUAGUCUUCAAUUACAAUAAAUAAAUAACAUGUUCAUUUGUUUAAAUCUAGUAAUAUUUUGUAUAUAUAAAUUUAACAAAAUAGAACUUUUUUUAGCAGACUGAGAUUCAAGUACUGAAAAGUCAUCUUUUGUCUACAAUUUAAGAGGAAUUGAUUAAGCGAACCAAAAGCAGCAAACAAAUGCAUUCGGUGUGGCUGUUACUAUUGAUUUAGACAGAAUAUUUUUUUUGUUUAAGAGGAGGUUCUUGA